AUGUCAGAAACAUUACAGAUCAUCGAAGACGCUAAACCAAAUCACAUAUCAGAAACCGAUGAUGGGACACCGCAUCCUUCCACAGCAGACAUAAUUAGUGAUAGAGCCUCAUCGGUCGGCGUACGAGAAAAGGAAAAUAAUGAAGACAAAGAAAAUAAGAACGGAAAUGGGAUAACGUCUCUCUCGUUCGAUCAAGUGAAUGAUGUGGCAGAUGAGUUAAUAGAACUAAGGGGCGAAGGACGAUAUUUUGGUGUUACUGAUCCAUCGACAGGUAAAACGAUAAAUGCGAUGCAGAGUCUAGGGCCUCUAUGUGCUAACUGUCAUAAAAGAGGACACAUAAGAGCAAAAUGCAAAACGGUGGUUUGCCACAAAUGCGGUGUUGUAGGUGAUCACUAUGAGGCACAGUGUCCAACCACUUUAGUAUGUGCAAAAUGUGGUCUCAAAGGUCAUAUAGCUGUCAACUGUAAAAACAAGCAAAGAAAAAGACAAUAUUGCAAAAUUUGUGACACAUUCAGCCAUGGAGAUGAUACAUGUCCAACAAUAUGGCGAUCAUAUUUGACCUUGGAUGCAUACGAUAACGAAAAUAAGACGUUACCUAACAUGUACUGUUACAACUGCGGCAACAAUACACAUUACGGAGAUGAUUGUAAAGAACCAAGAACCUCCAGAGUGCCGAAUCAGAAUGGAAGUGCAUUUAGUGGCUCAAACUUGCCCAAAUCGCUUCGAAAUAUAUAUUAUGAUAGACUCAGCGGCCGUGCAAAAAAGAUGCCCGAAAACAAGAGAGACUUUAUAAGUGCCAAUACUAACAACAACUGGGAUGUUAAUAGACGAUUUGGCAACAAGGACUUUAAUAGCAAUGGGAGAGACCACUAUAGGAACUCCAAUGGAUUCCGCAAUAACAACAACAAUAACAAUAAUAAUACGAAUAACAGAAACCAUAGGCCUGCUCCAAGCUUCUUGCCUAAGAACCCCAACCCCUCUAGGUCAGGAUUUGUGUCUAAGACAAAGGGUUCUUCUGCCAAUCCUAAAAUCCCCUCUAAGCCUAGUGCCAUGAAUAGACAGCAACCUACGAGACAAGGCGUCAUUUUCAAAAAUGGUAAUAAAGUAACGAAUGCUAAUCCUCCCACUCGCUCUGGUUUAUUAGAGAAUAGAGGUAGAAACAAUAAGCAAAAAUCCAGAAAUAUAAGAAACUUAUAUUAG
This is a messenger RNA of Priceomyces carsonii, 1200 nucleotides long. Its product is annotated as TRAMP complex RNA-binding subunit. Gene Ontology annotation, molecular function: zinc ion binding; RNA binding. The transcript has a single exon. Bases 1 to 1200 code for a protein of 399 amino acids. Gene Ontology annotation, cellular component: TRAMP complex. The record is from RefSeq and is a predicted model, not a curated record. Lineage: Eukaryota; Fungi; Ascomycota; Pichiomycetes; Serinales; Debaryomycetaceae. Gene Ontology annotation, biological process: nuclear polyadenylation-dependent rRNA catabolic process; nuclear polyadenylation-dependent snRNA catabolic process; nuclear polyadenylation-dependent CUT catabolic process.